Sesamum indicum (sesame) is the source of this 4594-nucleotide messenger RNA. RefSeq lists its product as uncharacterized. NCBI's taxonomy places the organism in Eukaryota, Viridiplantae, Streptophyta, Magnoliopsida, Lamiales, Pedaliaceae. The record is from RefSeq and is a predicted model, not a curated record.
ACUGCACUUUAUUUGACCUCAAAAACCAGUAGAACACUCAAAGCCAAAGGGAAGUGAAGAGGGAAGGGAAGAGGGAAGGGGCCCUCCACUCCACACUCGACGCCUUUCUUCCUCCAACCCCACAUAAUACCUCACCAUUAAUUCCAAAAAUCAAAACUACAGACCCCCUCUCCUCUCCUCUCCAUUCCCCAACCCUCUCUCUCUCGAAAAAUCAAUCACUUCUCCACCAAAAGAAAACCAGAAAGGAAAUUCCGUCCGUCGUCGAUUCUCUCAGGCAAGGAUCGUGUAUGUGUGUAUUAAUUCAUUUGAGUUUGUUUAAAGACGACUCAUUCCCUCAUGGCAGAGGAGACGCUUCCUGUUCAUGAGAUACCAGUGGUGAAAGAGGCCGACGAUGUUGAUAGCACCACGGCUUCUGUUAAGAUGAUGGACGAGAAAAUUAAGCAAAUGGAGGUGGAAGGACAGAAGGAAGAAGAGGAAGCCUCCCUUGACGGUGAGUUCAUAAAAGUUGAGAAGGAAUUGGUCGAUACCAAGGACUAUUCCGGUACCGCUGAGCGGAAUGCUGCAACUGGUGAGAAUCCAUUGGUGGAUGAGCAUACUGCCAGUGGUCGUGAUUCGAGCAGGAAGCUUCUGGAAUCACAAGAAAAAGUUCGAGAGCUUGAAAAGGAGUUGCAGAGAGUUAGUGAUGUGUUAAAGGAGUGUGAAUCUGAGAACAUGCAUUUGAAGGACGAAAUCUUGAUGACCAAAGAGCAGCAUCAAGAAGCACGAAAGAAACACGAAGAGGUUGAGCUUAAUCACAAGAAGCUGCUCGAAAAGAUAACAGAAACCGAGGAGAGAUACGGCUUGCAACUCAAAACCCUACAAGAAGCAUUACAAACUCAAGAAGAAAAACACAAAGAGUUUGUCAAUGUGAAGGAAGCGUUUGAUGGGAUGAGUCUUGAGCUAGAGACUUCGAGAAAGAAGAUGGAAGAGCUUGAGUUCGAGUUGCAGAAUUCCACUGGUGAAUCCAAGAAGUUUGAGGAGUUGCACAGGCAAAGUGGUUUGCAUGCAGAGUUGGAGACAAAGAAAGCCCUGGAGUUCGAGAAGUUACUUGAGGUGGCAAAAUCCAGCGCGAAAGACAUGGAAGACCAGAUGGCUUUGUUGCAAGAGGAGCUGAAGAUCUUGUAUGAAAAGAUUGCUGAAAAUGACAAAGUAGAAGAGGCACUAAAGAGCACCACCGCUGAGCUUUCUUCUUUUCAAGGGGAGUUGGAGUUUUCGAAAUCACAGGUGCAAGAAGUGGAGCAGAGGCUAGCUGCAAAAGAAGCUCUUAUCCUUGAAUUGAGCCAAGAAUUGGAACUGAGAAGGGCUUCUGAAUCUAAGACGAAAGAAAAUAUUGCGUCUCUUGAGAAUUUGCUAGCGUCAACAAAUGAAAUUCUACAAGAAAAGGUGUCUGAAUUUGAAGCUUUAAAUUUGAAGCUCAAAGAGGAGGUCAGUGCAAAGGAAGAGGUGAAAGAACAUUUGACCAACCAAGAAACAAAGACGAAAAUCAUCGAGGAAGAACUAGCAAAAGUGACUAAAGAAAAAGAGGCUUUGGAACAUGCUGUGCGUGAACUAACCAAUACUACGGCCCAGAUGAAGGAGUUCUGCAAUGAGCUCGAGGACAAGUUGCAGCAGUCGGAUGAGAACUUUGGUAAAACUGAUUCCCUUUUAUCCCAAGCAGUGGCGAACAGUAAAGAACUUGAACAGAAAUUGAAAGCCCUCGAAGAGCUUCACAUCGAGUCUGGAAAUGCCAUCAGCAUGACUAACGAAAGGAAUCGAGAGCUAGAGGAUGUGGCACGAGCCUUGAAUGUGGCAGCAGAAGAAGCAAAAUCUCGGCUGAGAGAGUGUGAAACCCGGUGUAUUGCUGCAGAACAGAGGAAUAUUGAGCUAGAGCAACAGCUGAAUUUGGAAGAACUAAAAAGCCAUGAUUAUCAAAGGGAAUUGAAAGAGUUAUGUGAGAAAAUAUCUGAACUCAAGGCUGUUCUCGAGAAGGAGGUGGAAGAGAAGCAACGAUUAGAUGCCCAAUUGCAAGAAUCCCUGGUAAAACUAAUUCAAAUGGAGUCUGACUUGGGCAUGUCAACGGCACGUAAUUCUGAGCUUGAGAUAGAACUGAAGAAUGCGACAGAAAAAUGUACAGAGCACGAGGGACGAGUGAAUACCAUUCAUCAGAGAAGCCUCGAGCUUCAGGAUUUAAUUCAGGCAUCUGAUUCGAAAGCAGUGGAUGCUGACAAGAAAGUGAGCGAGUUGGAGCUACUUCUUGAAACGGAGAAAUACAGGAUUAAGGAGCUUGAAGAGCAAAUAGCCGUAUUAGAAACGAAAUGCGAGAAUUCAGAAGCAGAAUCCUUGAAAAGCAGAAAACAGGUAUCUGAACUUGAAGCACAGAUUGUGAUGGUCCAAUCAAAAGCAUCAAACCUGGAGGUUGAACUGCAGGCUUUCGCCGAAAAGGAGCAAGAAUUGACUGAAUUCUUGAAUAUAACAACAGAGGAAAAUAGAAACCUAAAAGAUGCAUCAAAAACCUCGAACGAAAAGCUUUCCGAGGCAGAAAGCUUGCUUGACAUCUUGCGCAAUGAGCUUGAUAUUUCCCAAAAGAGAUUGGAGAGCAUUGAAAAUGACCUCAAGUCUGCUGGGAUGAAGAAAAGUGAGGUUAUUGAGAAGCUUAAGUUAGCUGAGGAACAACUAGAGCAACAAAGCAAAGUCUUAGAGAAAGCAACCGCAAGAAAUGCAGAACUUGAAUCAUCGCAUGAAAUCCUGACUAGGGAUUCGGAAGUAAAACUCCAGGACGCGAUUGCAAAUUUCACAAACAGAGAUUCUGAGGCGAAAGCUUUGCAUGAGAAAGUAAAAGCUCUGGAAGAUCAAGUGAACAGUUAUCAAGAGCAGCUUGCAGAAGCAACUGAAAGAUAUGAAACAGCAAAGAAAGACCUCAAUGGGAUUGUAGAGAAGCUAACUUCUUCAGAGGACACCAAUGAAAAUCUCAAAAGAAAGAUCAUGGAAACAGAAGAUAAAGCUGAGGAGUAUGCCGCAGAGAAUGUAAUCUUAUCAGAAACCAAUGCCGAGCUUAGCGGCAAAGUCAAAGAUCUUGAAGAAAAGCUAAUCGCAGCAGCUUCUGAGAUGGAAGUUUCUAAUAGGCAGCUCGAUUGUCACAUGAGCACAAUAACUGAAUUAACAGAGAGGCACUCCAAGGUCUCGGAACUUCAGUUGGCAGCACAAACCCGCAUUUCAGAAGCGGAAGUGCAGUUGGAAGAAGCUAUACAGAAAUUCAAUUUAAGAGAUUCAGAAGCCACAGAAUUAUAUGAGAAGCUAAAAGCUUUCGAAGCGCAAGUGAAAACAUAUGAAAAACAGCUACAGGAAGCAUCUACACUCGUUAAAAGUCAAGAACAAGAAUUGGAACAAACUGUCUUGAAAUGUAAGGAUCUGGAGAGAGAGUUGGAGCAGAAUUCCAGUCAAUUCGGAAAGGAGACUCAGGCUCUAGUCGAGACAAACUUGAAGCUUACCGAGGACCUGACUUCAUAUGAAUCUAAACUAAGUGAUUUACAGACAAAGUUGUCUGUUGUUUCAUCAGAGAAACAUGACACAGUUGAAGAAUUAAAUAAUGCCAGAAACGAAAUAGAAGAGCUGACACAGAGGCUUGCUUCUGAAGGCCAGAAGCUACAAUCUCAGAUAUCUUCAGUAAUAGAAGAGAAUAAUUUGCUUAAUGAAACAUUUCAAAAUUCCAAGAAGGAUCUCGAAGCAACAAUAGUGCAUCUUGAAGAACAGUUGAAAGAACAAAAAUCGAGUGAAGAUGACCUCAAAACCAAGUUGGAAAUCCUCAACUCUGAAGUUGGCCAGAAAGCUGAGUUGCAAAAUCGUCUGAAGGAUCUUGAAGAACAGUUAGCAACUGCAGAAACUAAGCUGAAAGAAGAGAAAGACUCGGGCUCUCACGAGGAUCUGGAACAAGAAGCUGCUUGGAAGCAUUUGUCUGAAGAACUUGAAGCCAAGAAAAAAGAAGUCCUCCUUUUGGAAAAUAAAGUGAAAGAGCUUGAGAACAGAUUGCAGCAAACUGAUGCUAAAUUGAAAGAAAAGGAUAUUGGAGGCCCUACAACCGAACCGAAGGAUGAGUUCAUAAAAUCUCGAGAAAUUGAGUCUUUCACAUCCACUCCUAAAAGGAAGCAUAAGAAGAAGGCAGAGUCUACUUCAGCUGAAGCAUUGUCCUCAGAAACAACACAUGUUCAGACCACCGAGGCAUCUUCAAUUGUCAACCUUAAAGUCAUUCUGGGAGUGGCUCUGGUUUCAAUUAUUUUCGGCAUUAUUCUUGGAAAAAGAUACUAAAUCUGGGGUUCGGGUUUGGCUUUUGCCUCUAUAUUGCUUCUUGCUCUUAUCUUUUUCCUCUUUUUACUUCAUUUUCCCAUUUGUUAUCUGUACAAAGGUCGGAGGAAACUCGAUUUGUAUGUCAUGUAUUGGGUUUUGAGCAUGGUCAGGAAAUUGGUUUUUAUUUGAAACCUGACCUGUAAUUAUAGCAGGGAAGAACAAACAAGGAAGAAAUCAUGAUUCUUGCUGUAAUCAAGGUUAUAUUUAGCUAUUUAUUUUCUGGAUCUUUAUUAAA